CAAGUUUCGCAAUCAAAGCCAGCCAGUGCAGGGAGAGAGGAGCAGCAGAAAAAGGCAGUGUGGGGAAGAGGAGGAAGCAGGGAGAAAGGGGCAGCUGUCAGGGCAAGAAAGUGAGAGAGAGGAGAAGAGGAAAGGCAAAAGGAGGCAGUGACAGUCUUGGGUAAAAAGAGGAAGGAGUAUACAGGCUACAAAAUGGCAUUGCUCCUGUGGCUGGGGUCCCAGCUGUCAUCCAUCUGGAGCAACAUCUCUAUACUGGGAGUUUUUCUUACAGUGUUUGCUUUACUGCUGGACUUCCUGAAGCGCAGAAAGAAGUGGAGCCGUUACCCACCAGGCCCAGCCUCGCUGCCAUUCAUUGGGACCAUGUUCUCCAUUGACUUCCACAACCCCCACCACUCCUUUGGCCAGCUCCAGAAGAAGUUUGGAAACAUCUUCAGUCUCCAGAACUGCUGGACCAACCUAGUAGUGCUGAAUGGGUAUAAAACAGUGAAGGAAGCCCUGGUCCACAAAUCGGAGGACUUUGCUGACCGGCCGCACUUUGCAAUAUACGAGCACAUGGGCUAUGGAAAGAAUUCUGAAGGGAUUGUUGUAGCAAGAUACGGGCACGUCUGGAAGGAGAUAAGGAGAUUCGCGCUCUCUACGCUGAGGGACUUUGGGAUGGGAAAGAAAUCCCUGGAGGAGCGAGUGGUAGAAGAAGCUGGAUUUCUUUGUUCUGAAAUCAAGUCUAAAGAAGGUAAAUCUUUUGAUAUACAUGUUCUCAUAAAUAAUGCUGUCUGCAACAUGAUCUGCAACAUUGUCUUUGGAGACCGUUUUGACUAUGGUGAUAAGACAUUCAAGAAGCUGUCACAGUUAUUUCAAAAUUCCUUGAAUGAAGAAACUGGAUUCCUGCCUCAGCUUCUUAACGUGGUGCCCAUUUUGGUGCACAUCCCUGGAGUGCCACAGAAAAUCUUUCGAGCACAAAAGGAAUUAAUGGACUUCAUAGAUGUGGUCUUAGAUAAGCAUAUGAAGACCUGGGACCCUGCUUACACCCGAGAUAUCACGGAUGUGUUUUUACAGGAAAUGGAGAAGGGUAAGGCAGCUGAAGAGAAUGGUUUCCACUAUAACAACCUUCGUAUGGUGACCAUGGACUUGUUUACAGCUGGUUCUGAGACCACCUCCACCACUCUCCGGUGGGCAUUGCUGUAUAUGCUUCUCCACCCAGAAAUACAGAGUAAGGUCCAGGCAGAGAUUGAUGGAGUGAUUGGCAGAGAGAGACCCCCCACCAUGAAGGACCAAGCUAGCAUGCCUUACACUAAUGCUGUGAUCCAUGAAGUGCAACGCUACGGGGACAUUGUUCCUGUUGGGGUACCUCACAUGACGUACCGGGACACUGAGUUGCAAGGCUUCUUCAUUCCCAAGGGGACGACAGUCAUCACCAACUUGUCUUCCGUGCUGAAGGAUGAGACAAUGUGGGAGAAACCAAACGAGUUUUACCCCGAACAUUUCCUGGAUGCAAAGGGGCAGUUUGUGAAACCAGAGGCCUUCCUGCCCUUCUCAGCAGGUCGCCGUGCCUGUCCGGGAGAACAGCUGGCCAGGAUGGAGCUCUUUCUCUUCUUUACCACUCUCCUGCAGAAAUUCACUUUCGUGCUCGCCGAGGGCCAGCCCAGGCCACGGGUGGACGGUCACUUUGCACUCACUAGAUCUCCACACCCAUACCUCUUGCAAGCUCUCCCAAGAUAGGUGCACACCACUCUCCUUUCACUCACAGACCACCACCCCGCCAAACCCUGUCAGGAACAUUGCAGGUCUAAGCAGGAUCGUGCCAGGUUCAAUCUCAAGUCUUUACAUCUGUGUAAAGUAAGGAUCUAGGCCAAUAUCUUGUGGAGCUUAAUUCUAGUUGUGGUUCUUGAAUCAAACAAGAGAGCUUCAGCUUCAACAACAAGGUGACAUUAAAAUGUAGUUUCAGAGUAGUGCUUCUGGAAAAUCUUACUGUCCAAGACAUACAUGUCCCCUUCAUCCCUUCCUGUUUAUUACACACUUCUGUAUGUUGAACAAAUAUUGCAUUGUCUUAAUUUAUAGCCUCAAAGAAAGUAAGUUUUAAUCCUGACAACCCUUAUGUCACACUAUGCCUCCAGUAGGAGUAAAUACCAAGGAGUACAUAAAUAAUCCAUGUGGUGUUUCAGCCACAGAAGAAGGUCAUUUGUGAAAUACAGAAAUUUCGAUAAAUAAAUUUAAAGAGAAAUCCUGGUGUUUAGAUUUACUAUCUCUUCUAAUUAAAACUUUGUUGUUGUUGUUUUGUUUUGUUUUGUUUUUUUUUUUUUGCAUUAAAUAACAUCAGCUCUUGGGCAGGUUUGGAACUCACAAAGGGAUGGAAUUAUACUGUUUGAAACUGUAUGGCCAUAGAUUUUAGAGCUACAUUUCCCUUCUUCCUGCAAUAUUCCUGACAAAUUGUUUUGCAAGAUGCAAAGAUAUGUUGAUGUUUAAAUUAGCAGUAGUUCCUUUACCACAUCUAAAGAGACAGUAGCACGAAGGAGCUCCUAUGUAUAACCACCAGUAAAAAAAAAUAAAAUAUCUGAAAUUGAGUGCACAUGUGCAGUAUUAAUUUUGUGUAAUAGUACUUUUGGAAGCUAUGAAAGCGAAUGAACUAUGCAAAUACUUAUUAACAUAAUUAAGAUUUGAACUUGAUCAGGAACUACACAUUUGCACAUUUAUGCUUUUCAUCUACAACAUAACUUGAAAGAAUAAAAGUGAUGUGAAAUCUU
Taeniopygia guttata (zebra finch) is the source of this 2738-nucleotide messenger RNA. It is a transcript of the gene CYP2D6, whose product is annotated as cytochrome P450 family 2 subfamily D member 6. Gene Ontology annotation, biological process: xenobiotic metabolic process; arachidonate metabolic process. The record is from RefSeq and is a predicted model, not a curated record. Gene Ontology annotation, molecular function: iron ion binding; heme binding; oxidoreductase activity, acting on paired donors, with incorporation or reduction of molecular oxygen, reduced flavin or flavoprotein as one donor, and incorporation of one atom of oxygen. Lineage: Eukaryota; Metazoa; Chordata; Aves; Passeriformes; Estrildidae. Gene Ontology annotation, cellular component: intracellular membrane-bounded organelle; cytoplasm.